UGAUACUUAUAACACGAUUACACGAAGCCGCUAUGACGACGGUGACGGAUAUUCCCCAAGGUCGACCUUUAAUUCGUUGCUUGACGUCAACUGGUGAUCGAAUAACUUUUCUCGAGGGGUCAGGGGAGUGAAAAUCGACAACGACUAACUUGGUGGGAGGUAGAAAAAAAAAAUCAGCUGCGAAGUGCGACGACUGCUCUUGGCGGCUCUUUUCCUCGCGGCUCACAUCAGGCUUCUGAUGUCGCGCUGACAUCAGCAGCAGCAAUUCCACCGUGCACUUAACCUAUGCGAGUUAUUCAUCGAGUUUCUUUUGGCCUACAUAAAUUUGACUAGUGCUGAUUGCCAAUACAACACACCGAGAUGAAGGUCUGGAUGUCCGAGCACACUUUCAAUCAUCCAUGGGAGACUGUAGCAUCCGCUGCGUGGAGGAAGUACCCAAAUCCCAUAACUCCAUCAGUGCUGGGUACUGAUGUCAUUGACAGGAGGGUCGUUAAUGGAGUCUUGCAUACGCAUAGACUCGUUUCUAGUCAGUGGGGAUUUCCACGAUGGACAAAACCACUGAUCGGCGACGCCAACAUCUGUUACGCCAGCGAAAACAGCGAAGUCGAUCCGGGCAACAGGCUAAUGGUAUUGAGGACCAGAAACCUGACUUUCUACAAUUACAUCACGGUCGACGAAACUGUCACGUACACGCCCCAUCCCCAGGAUACCAGCAAGACGCUUCUGACGCAGGAGGCCGUCGUUAAAGUACACGGCGUCCCGCUCACUCAUUACAUGGAGGAUCUCCUCACGUCCAAGAUCUCCUUCAAUGCCGGCAAGGGCCGUCAAGCGAUCGAGUGGGUGAUCGACAAAAUCGACGCGGAAGUUAAGGACCUGGCCAACAGCGCCGCCAAGACGACCGACGAGCUGCUGAACACAACGCGCCGGCAGAUCGACGACCUUACCAACAUUACCAAGCGCAGCAUGGACGAGAUCCAGAGCGCGGCCAAGAAGUCAUUCGAGGAGGUGCACAAUCUCACGACGCCCCCGUCCCACUCCUCGAUGCCGAAAUUAUAGCUGAGGUUCCGCACUAGCUUCAAUCUUUUCAAUUAAUCCUCGCGUGCGCGCCGGGAGAAAGAGAGAAAGAGAAAGAAGAACUCGCGCUCCCGCCCAUUUUUCCGAUUGGCUCGGGGAAUUCCGGAGAAUUACUCUCUGCGACGCAAUUUUCUCCCGAGCCGAGAGGCCGAGCGGGCGCGCGAGCUUAAUGGCAAACGUCAAUUUUGGUGACCGAAUCCGCUUUCACGGCUGUCUGCCGCGAGCGAACGUCUUUCUCGUGUCAGUGCGCGCACGUAUACGUAUAUAGUCGAAAUUCGAGAUUCCAAGCGGGGCUACCCGCUCUGCCGUUUCCUUUUUGUUCUUGAAAAAUCCAUCGACCUUUUUCACCGCUCGUUGUUGUUGUCGCUGCUCUUAUUGUACAUUGUUUUCCGUCGUGGAAAGGGCGAUUGCCUACAGGUAUAUCUGGAAUGUGUAACCGAUUCGACGACUCUUCAUAAGCGCGAAAUCGGUCCUCUUUUUUCUAGAACAUACAAGGCAAGUAACAUGAACAAGAGAGUUAUUAAGUGUUAAUCUUCGUUGUAUAUCUUGGAAUUUUUAUAAUGUAAAAGCUGUUUUCUACCGAGCAAAUUUUGCAUUAAAUUGAUGAAAUAUUGUCAACGUCGAUUCGUAAAAUGUGAACCUUAAGUGGAAAAAAGAAAAAAAAAACAGAAAAAUUGAAAAAUAUACAUGCUAUGAACGAGUCAUUUUUGACGACUGAGCUACUGAGCGAUUAUUUUACAAUGCAAUGAACGAUGAGCUGGGAAUUCUCAUCAAUCAAAAUAUUAAGCAAACGAAUUGUAAUAGGGAAUCGUAGUUUUCUCAAGCCAAAUUUGUAUAUAACUUGUAUUAUCUUAAUUUUUGAUAAAUCCGACCCUAAAGAGAGUAGUAUUUUUAUGUUUAAAGCGAAAGUUGUAAUGAUCUCCUGAAAUAGGAGAAGAUAAAUGAGAUGCUACUGUUUUAGGUGCCUUCUUCAUAGAUAAUUUCAAGGCAAGGAAGAUUUUUAAAUCUCUCUUGAACUGUAGACUUUUACUUAGCGAAUAAUUGAGCUAUGAGAGUAACUCAAUAGUAAAGAACAAAUGUAAACAUUAAAACUCUUUAUAACGAGUAUAUAAAAAAAGGCUUGAUUUUUUUUCAAGACCCACACUGUUACGUCGAUAUCCCUAAAUCUAUUUAUCCCUAAUUCUAGUUUAUAGAAAGUAUAUACACGACUUUGUAAAUGGCAUAAAUUUCCUAUUUUAACAGUAGACAAAAGUACGCUGUAUUUCAACAUAAGCAUGAUUAUGUUCAUGAAUGUCGAAUUGCACUGAGACACACACGCAAAUGCAUUUGAAGCUGCGAUAUUAACUUGACUAUAUAUCCGGCGAUAAAGAAGGUGUGCAAAACUGAAAUAAACUUGAUAAACACCGAUGUUCAAAUAUUAAUUUGUUCUUCGAAAUGCGAUCAUCAAACGUAUGCGCUGUAAAUGCAGUUCUGUACAUACAAACGAUUGUACAAUAUAUUAUGUUGAUUUUAUGGAAAUGAUAUAUGCGCGUAUUUAUUUCUAAAAAGUAGCUGAAACAAUAUUUGAUUAUAAUACAAAUGUGUCUGUUAAUAUUUGUUAGAAUAAACUAUACGCUAUUCGAAAAU
Molecule: messenger RNA, 2700 nt
Organism: Nasonia vitripennis (jewel wasp)
Lineage: Eukaryota; Metazoa; Arthropoda; Insecta; Hymenoptera; Pteromalidae
Gene: slmo
Product: slowmo
Exons: 6
Coding region: 361-1056 (231 amino acids)
Biological process (GO): phospholipid transport
Cellular component (GO): mitochondrial intermembrane space
Molecular function (GO): phosphatidic acid transfer activity
Source: RefSeq, a predicted model, not a curated record